This is a messenger RNA of Eutrema salsugineum, 1095 nucleotides long. RefSeq lists its product as uncharacterized. The record is from RefSeq and is a predicted model, not a curated record. The coding region runs from base 174 to 947 and encodes 257 amino acids. The transcript is spliced from 3 exons. Lineage: Eukaryota; Viridiplantae; Streptophyta; Magnoliopsida; Brassicales; Brassicaceae.
UGGGCAUUAACAUAAUCACUGGCGACUGGUUUCGUUUGUGAACUUGAAGGCUCCUCACUGAUUAUUUUACUUUGAAUUUCUAAAAUCAAAUUCUUGAUGUUGAUCGCAUCCAUAACCAAUUUACAUAUAGAUUCUUGAUGCAGUGUAAAUAUUUUUGGGUUUAGGGUUUGAAAAUGGGUUCGGAAUCGCGAUCGGCGCAGAUAUCAGUUUCGUCGCCGGCUUCAUCUUCUUCGCCGAGCGGGAAACGAAACAGAGAUCCCGAAGACGAAGUGUAUCUCGAUAACCUCCGUUCCCAGAAACGUUAUCUUAGCGAGAUAAUGGCUUGCAGUUUAAACGGACUAACAGUCGGAGACUCACUUCCCGUCAACAUGUUAGAGUCUCCAGCUCGGUCUGAGAGCUUUCUUUAUCACAGGGAUGACUUGCCAUUGCAAUACUCUCCCAUGUCAGAAGACUCUGACGAAGCGAGAUUCUUCGAGGACCCAACAACAACAACAACAAGCAAUAGUCUCGAGAGCCGCCCAACAAGUCCGGUUUCACCUUACCGAUACCAGAGACCUCUUACUUCAACAAACCCGUCGUCGUCAACAAUCUCACAUACAUCCAUUAGCACCAAUGCUGCAACAACAACUACUGCUACUACUACUCCACAGUCUCGCCAAAGAGGAUCAGACACAGAAGGAAGGUUUCCAUCAUCGCCUAGCGAUAUCUGCCAUUCGGGUGACUUGAGGAGAACCGCUCUGCUCAGGUCUGUUCAAAUGAGAACACAGCCAUGUGGUCAUGCUUCUUCAAGUUCAGGGCCAAGCAACAUGGACGGUGAAGAGAGGAUGUGCUUUAAGUCUAUGGAAGAAGAUAAUAGAGUGGAAGAUGUCUCUCACUCUCAAGUCUCUAGUAAGAGCAAGUCUUGUAAAGCAUUGGACAUGAGACUAUGUGAAAGAGACUCAACUUAACAGAGACUAAAGCCUUUCAUUUACUUAUCUCAGUCUCACAAAAACGAUUUCUUCUAAUCUUUAUGUAAUUAAGUAAAGUUUCUCUAAACACAAACACUGAGAAGCUGCCAAUUGCACAAAAUAUAUUGGAUCUGACAAAUUGUAGUAA